Manihot esculenta (cassava) is the source of this 1650-nucleotide messenger RNA. Its product is annotated as nodulation protein H. Gene Ontology annotation, molecular function: sulfotransferase activity. The transcript has 5 exons. The record is from RefSeq and is a predicted model, not a curated record. The coding region runs from base 396 to 1493 and encodes 365 amino acids. Lineage: Eukaryota; Viridiplantae; Streptophyta; Magnoliopsida; Malpighiales; Euphorbiaceae.
AUUUUCAUUUCAUUUUUUAGAAAUCUUCAUAAAAUAAAAUAUUUAUUUUAUUAUUCAAUUUAAUAUUUAAUUAACUUAUUUAUUUUUGGGGGGUUUUCAGUUAAUUUUUCACUCUUUGUUGCUUGUCUGUUCCCUUCCUAAUUUUCAUGAGUGCAGGACAAGUAUAGGCUACAUGCAAGCAUUUAUACAAGCCUAAGUGUCAUAGAUUUGUUUUCCUUUGAUUACGAGUCAUAACGUGAAUGUUUUGCCUUGAACUGAUCUCUUCAAGUGAACCGAUGCUCUGACCAUUUCUAUCGCCUUAAUUUUCUCAAAUGAAUUCUCAGCAUAAAACCCAAAUCCCUCCCUACUUUCUUGUUUCUUCUUUGCUCUCACUCUAAUUUCAUGGAGUAUUAUAGAUGGAAUCCACCGAUUCAUUGAUCAUAAAGGCUCCUAAGAAAUCUCCAUUAGCAUUGAGAUUGGUGGUGUUAGCAUUUGCUAUGAUUUGUGGAGUCUACAUUUGCUCCAUAUGUUUAAAGCAGAUAGGACCCCACACAACAUCAACACUCCUAAAUUUCCAAGUAUUCGAACGACACUGUAAUAUUUCAAAUACAGAACCAUGGGAGCUCCAUUACAUGCACUACCCAGAACCUGAAACAUUUAGCAGGGAGGAAUGUGUCUGCAAUCCUGUAAGAUACUUUGCAAUCUUGUCAAUGCAGAGAUCCGGAAGUGGGUGGUUUGAGACAUUGUUAAAUAGCCAUAUUAAUGUUAGCUCUAAUGGAGAAAUCUUUGGGGCCAAAGAUCGAAGGGCUAAUGUUUCUGCAAUUGUGCAGACAUUGGAUAAAGUAUAUAAUCUUGAUUGGUUUAGUAGUGCUUCAAAGAAUGAAUGCAAUGCUGCUGUUGGGCUCAAAUGGAUGCUUAAUCAGGCAAGUGAUGUAACUUCUUCUUCUUGCUUGCUUGCUUAUAUUCAAGGCAAAAAUAUUACCCUUUAUACAUCUUCGCAGGGAGUCCUGGAAUAUCACGAAGGUAUAGUUGAAUAUUUCAAGAAGAAAGGAGUUCAUGCGAUCUUUCUAUUCAGAAGGAAUUUGCUGCGAAGAAUGAUAUCAGUACUUGCAAAUUCCUACGACAAAAGCAAAAAACUACUCAAUGGAACCCACAAGUCUCAUGUCCACUCAUCAGCAGAGGCCAAUAUACUUGCAAAAUACAAGCCAAGAUUAAACACCAGUACUUUGCUGGCCGAACUGAAGCAUGUAGACAAUAAAGCUGCCAUGGCCAUCCAGUACUUCAAGAGCACUCGCCAUAUAGUUGUUUACUAUGAAGAUGUUGUCAGCAAUCCCACGCAGAAACUCAAAGAGGUUCAGGCGUUUCUAAGGUUGCCAUAUAGAGUUCUCACGAGUCGCCAGGUUAAGAUACACAGUGGAGCUUUAUCACAGCAAAUUGAGAACUGGGAUGAGGUCUCACAAGUACUGGAUGGAACAUCAUAUGAGAGCUUUCUUUAUUCAGACUAUCGAAAAUAGGAUAAUGACUUCAAUAACAGUUGUUUUCAUAUCAAUUUAUGCCUUACUCUUCCUUUUGUUUUCUUCCCAGUAUUACUUAGUGGUUAGAUAUAGAUCCUGUUUAUUUAAAUUCGCAAAAGCAAGUGAAAUUCUCGUCCUCAAUUUGUGGCCUACCUCA